UUUUUUUUUUUUUUCAUAAUUGUUGUAUAUUCUUUUCUUUCUUCAUUAUUAUAAAUAUGCAUUAUGAGUAACUUCAAAUUGUAUAUCUUUUGUUCGUCUCCUGUUUGCUACGACUAAUUUUGUUUAACAAGUUCUUAACGAUGAUCGAAAACCGAACAAACCUAAGCGUCCCAUAAGACAAUAAACCAAAGACGAGUGAUUUAUUAAUUGGUCAAGUCGUGUAACAAAGCAAUAUGGAUGAGCUUGAAAGUGAAGAUAGUUUAGAUGGUACGUUAGUCAUCGACGAACCAAAUUAUGAUAAUAACAUAAUUGAAAUAUCAGAUGACACAGACUCAGAUGCAGAUGUGGAAGUUGUUGAACUAGAUGAUAGCACUAAUUUUAUUCCUUCUUUAUUAAAUUCUUCAAGUUCAUUAAGUAAACCUAAAACCGCUUGUAAAGUUUGUUCUAAAAUUUUUCUCUCUAAUAAUGACUUACUUAAUCAUAUCAGAAAGUUUAAAGGAAAAAUAGGAAAUUGUAAAGUUGGUACAAAUAUUAUGUACUCCAAAAGGAAAAAUACUGAAGAUCUCCAACCUGAACACUUACUAAGAAAAAAUCUAGGUAAACCACCAAAAAACAGUAAUAUAAUAGAACCAACAGUUCCUGUAGCUAUUCCCCUUAAUAUUUCAUUUUGUCCUUCAUUGAUACCAAUUAACAACAAGCCUACCCCACCUCCUAGUAAUAGUUUACCAUCUCUGCGCCAAAUACUAGUUGACGAAAUAGAACCAGAAUAUACAUGUACAACUUGUGGUCAAACAUUUCGUCAUAAUAUUGGACUGUUAUGUCAUUUAGAUUCUGAACAUAAUGAUGCAACCAUUAAUCAAGUCAAGAAUAAAAAAAAAAAAUUAUCAACUAAAUUGGUUGAAAAGAAAACUGUUUCAAGUGAAAAUAAACUAACAGAAAACAAUGAGCCAAUAUCAAAUACCGUUGAUUUAACUUUAGUACCAAAUUUUAAGAAAGAGAGUUUAUGGAAUAGAAUUAAAUCAUAUGUGUAUAGUGCUAACAAGAACCAAGUAUUUUGUGUUUUAUGCAAAUUAGAGUUUAAGAGUACUAAAAAGGCCUUAGCUCAUGUCGAAGAUAAGCAUAUUAUGGAUAAGAUACAGUGUGGUUAUUGUAAUAUGAAAUUUGUGUAUGAAUUAAAACUGCGAAGUCAUAUGGCGAGAAGACAUAAAGUAAUUGGAGUUUAUAAAUGUGAUAAAUGUUCUAAGAUGAUUAAUAAAGAAGAAUGUGAAUCACAUUCUAAAAAAUGUAAAGGAAUAGCAAACCCAGUUAACAUCAAAACUGAAGAUACAAAUUUAAAAGCUUAAAACUAUUAUUCUGGUAAGUGUACGGGUAUCAUCUAUUAACUAUACUAAAAUAAAUAGUACUCUUAGUUUAUAACAUUAAACAUAAAUAUUGCCAUAAUACCUAUUUAAAGAAGUAUAAUAUUACAUAAACUACUAACCUCAAAAACUGAUGUAAGAAAUCAUUACUAUUUAUUUAUAAUAAUUACCAUCAUUUUGUUAUUUAUUAUGUGUAAAUGUACAUCUGAAAACAAAUAACCUUUUUACAUUUAGCAUUUACACAUGUACAAAUCUAAUUAUAAGAAUUAAUUAUAAGUCUGUAUUAAUUCUUAGUAUUGUUUUCAGGUAAAUAUGAACUAGUCCAAUUAAUUUAACAAUAAUAUAGUAAUAGGUUAAACAAGUUAAUGCCAAAUAUGUAGUUGUAUAAAUAGUGUUUUAUUUUAAAUAUUUGAUAAAAAAAAAAAAAAAAAACAUUACAAAAAUUCUGUUAUUAAAUAUU
Molecule: messenger RNA, 1818 nt
Organism: Sipha flava (yellow sugarcane aphid)
Lineage: Eukaryota; Metazoa; Arthropoda; Insecta; Hemiptera; Aphididae
Exons: 2
Coding region: 234-1343 (369 amino acids)
Biological process (GO): regulation of transcription by RNA polymerase II
Cellular component (GO): chromosome
Molecular function (GO): chromatin insulator sequence binding
Source: RefSeq, a predicted model, not a curated record